Messenger RNA from Colletotrichum lupini, 501 nucleotides. RefSeq lists its product as uncharacterized. The coding region runs from base 1 to 501 and encodes 166 amino acids. NCBI's taxonomy places the organism in Eukaryota, Fungi, Ascomycota, Sordariomycetes, Glomerellales, Glomerellaceae. The record is from RefSeq and is a predicted model, not a curated record. The transcript has 3 exons.
AUGGAGCCCCCCUUGCAAAUGUUGAGCUCCACUGGCAAUUUAGCAUUUUCGGUCAGUGCUUGGGGAUCAGUGCCGAGCAAUCUAUGUAAUGCCAUUCAUAUCGAGAGUCCGUGGCUUCCCGAAGCUCAGCACCACUACCUACAGUUCAUGCCUUGGAUUCCCGGGUUUCUGAUGGAGAUGGUUGGCACCUUAUCUGGACGUGUCGUUGGAUGUUUGGAUCCCUCAGCAGAUAGUCGGUCACCCCGGGUCUCGGAUCGGAAAGAACAGAGGAGACGAAAUACAGGGGACCUGAAGGCGGGUGCCUUGCACUGGUCUUUCCCCAAUCGGGGUCGUGCACGGGCCCAACUAGCACCACACAGUAAACAAGCGAGCUGCACCCCUUCCCUCUGGCCUGUCGCUGGCCUGUCGCUGGCCUGUCUUCUGGGCGUCCACCGAGCCGUGGCGGUGAACAAAAUCACAUCCACCCGCAAACAAAAAUCAACAACCUCCUCCCCUACCUAA